Messenger RNA from Pocillopora meandrina, 376 nucleotides. Lineage: Eukaryota; Metazoa; Cnidaria; Anthozoa; Scleractinia; Pocilloporidae. The record is from the annotation of a GenBank genome assembly.
AUGUGGUCGGACGACUGGUAGGUGUUCCGCCUCUUGUAGACGAGAAAGCAACGAAGCAGGCGGUACUUGAGCGGAUAAGUUCAGUGAGCCUGAUACAUAUUGCUGCCCAUGGUAACGCCGAAAGGGGAGAAAUUGCCCUUUCCCCUUUCCUACUCCCAACAGUCGAAACACCAUCCCACCACAGGAAGCUUACAUGUUGACAAUGGCCGAUGUCUCACAAGUGAGAGUCAGAGCCAAACUGGUGGUACUUAGCUGCUGUCACAGUGGAAGUGGAGACAUAAGAGCCGAGGGAGUUAUAGGAAUUGCCCGCGCGUUCUUAGGAUCCGGAGCUCGCUCGGUGUUGGUUGCGCUGUGGGCCAUUUCAGACUCAGCAACA